AGUUAGUUUGGUGACCAUCGAAAAGGGAAAAAAGUUCAAGGAAAAUGAAAGUAUCUCGCUUGGAAAAGUGAAAAGGAUCGCAUUUAGCUUCUACUUGCGCAACGUUGAUGUCUUGAUGGUGUUCCGUUGCCAAAAUACAACACCAAAUAGAGUAGAAAAUGACUUUCGUUAAGGAUCCUUGCGGAAUUAUCUGUGUUAUUAUCACGUACUUGGCUGUCCUUUAUGCGGAUUUUGUGACGAUGCGGUACAUUAUCAUGCAAGUUUUCGCGACAAGCAUUUGGGCUCCAAUUCAUGUCGUCUGUUUCAAUACCAUCAUUUUCCUGUUGAUAAUGGCACACAUGAAGGCGUUUCUCAGCGAUCCGGGUACAGUUCCAUUGCCACAAACCAAAAUUGACUUUUCGGAUUUGCAUGCGAACGAACAGGGAGAUUACGAGAGAGAAGAUUGGACUGUUUGUACGCGCUGCGAAACAUAUCGCCCGCCGCGAGCGCAUCAUUGUCGGAUUUGUAAACGUUGCAUUCGCAAAAUGGAUCAUCAUUGUCCGUGGAUUAACAAUUGCGUCGGACAAAAUAAUCAAAAGUACUUUUUGCAAUUUCUCAUCUAUGUUGGCGGGCUUGCGACGUAUUCCGUUUGUCUUGUUGUUUCUUCGUGGAUAACGCCUUGCGAAACGUGUCCCGGAAAUGAAACGCCCGAGACACAGGCACGAAUGCUUCACAGUAUCUUGUUGUUACUUGAAUCGGCGCUCUUUGGCUUGUUCGUGAUGGCAAUAAUGUUUGACCAAUUAACUGCCAUCUUCCAAGACGAGACAGCGAUCGAAGCAAUUCAGAAUCGGGGCCCGUAUCGCACAAAUCGCCAAAAGCUGUUGCUACUUCGUGAAAUCUGUGGAAAAGGACAUCCGCUUCUGUGGUUGCUGCCAUGCACAUCCGUUAGUCAUUAUCACAAAAUGCGAGAUACGCCAUUGCUAAGUCAUGAUAUUUAAACUAUUUUUCAACACUAUUCUAAGAUAUUUACAUAAGACGAUAUAUAUGUUGUGCAAGUUGUGAAAAAGAAAACCAAAAACACUCAAUUUACCACAAUUCCGUGCUAAAAAAAAUAUUAAACUUAAGGCAACAAUUUAGUUUAGCUUUAUAAAUCUUAUAGGUUUUAUACGAAAACAACAAACAAACGAAAAAAGUGUGAAUAUUUCGAUACUUAUAAGUUGAUUCCUUUUUUGUAUUAUUAUUAUCGUUUAUAACUUAAAACUAUACAAGACUAGAAGAGCAAUUUAUUUACAAAAAAAAAAAAAUAAUUUUAUUUUAAAUGUUACUAUAAUUUUAUAAAUAUGUAUAAAACGGGACCUCACAUCACACAGAUUUUCAAUCAAAAAGACACUCACACAGUAGAUAUUCCGAACCCAAUCACAAAAACCACCUAAUAGCUGUCAAAAUCAUCAAAAGUAGUUGAAAAUAGUACAAAAAGAGCAGUUUCAAAGCAAUCAUCACGGAUUCAAUACCCAAAAAAUCCUCGUCUAUCGAAUUUUCUACUGACAAAAAAAUCUUAAGAAAUUUAACUGUAGAUAAAAAUGCUUCAAUUGCGGAAAAAAAUUAACGCUGAUUUGCAAAUUUCAAAGAUAAACAUGUAAAAUUACAAUCAAAAUACAAUGGAACGAAGGAGAAUCAAUUAAUUUAUUGCGAAUGAUCGUUAAUCGAUCGUUCAAGUGAUUGCAGAAAAGUCAAAUUAUUUGAAAGAAUUAUAUUUUUUAGUUUAAUUUAAUUCUAUCUCUAUAGAAAAAAAUAUUAACAACAGAACAUUAUGAAAAAAAAUGUGGAAAAUAAAUGUUUCCCCUAUGAAUAUAAAUAAUGAAA
Molecule: messenger RNA, 1842 nt
Organism: Culicoides brevitarsis
Lineage: Eukaryota; Metazoa; Arthropoda; Insecta; Diptera; Ceratopogonidae
Gene: Dnz1
Product: palmitoyltransferase ZDHHC3
Exons: 2
Coding region: 159-977 (272 amino acids)
Molecular function (GO): palmitoyltransferase activity
Source: RefSeq, a predicted model, not a curated record